Messenger RNA from Penicillium pulvis, 1368 nucleotides. RefSeq names its product zinc-dependent alcohol dehydrogenase. Gene Ontology annotation, molecular function: zinc ion binding; oxidoreductase activity. The transcript is spliced from 4 exons. The coding region runs from base 1 to 1368 and encodes 455 amino acids. The record is from RefSeq and is a predicted model, not a curated record. Lineage: Eukaryota; Fungi; Ascomycota; Eurotiomycetes; Eurotiales; Aspergillaceae.
AUGCCUGUCUCGGUCACCACAGACGUCAGCAACUAUGAGGCUAAGGGAUAUGGCGAUCUUAGCCAUACGAUGAAAGCCUUGACCUGGCAAGGAAAAGAUUCGGUUAAACUUAGUCAGUUCACCCUUCACUUCAUUCCCAACAUCUCCACAUACUUCGAUCUUCCUGCUGAUACCAUAUUCAUAGUUGAGACGGCUUGUCCUAAAAUCAUCGAUGAAGGCGAUGUCAUACUUAAAGUGACGGGCAGCACUAUCUGUGGGAGUGACUUACACCUGUUGCACGGGGCCAUCCCAGAUAUGGAGAAAGGUGAUAUUCUUGGCCACGAGUUCUGUGGUGUUGUCGCAAGCGUGGGGUCGGCGGUCAAGACGGUCAAACUGGGCGAUCGCGCUGUGGCGUCCUUCCAAAUUGCUUGUGGGAAGUGUUAUUACUGCAAGAAGAAGUUAUCCUCAAUGUGUGAGACGACUUGUGCAAGCCAGGAUGCCUCUAAGCUAUAUGGGCGUCGAACAUCCGGCAUGUUUGGAUACUCUCACUUCACAGGAGGCUUUGCUGGUGGGCAGGCCGAAUAUGUUCGCGUCCCAUACGGUGACGUGAAUCUCCUUCAGCUACCUGAUGACGUCCCCGAUGAAAAAGGGCUUUAUCUUUCCGAUGUGCUAGGGACAUCCUGGAAUGCUGUGGUCGACACUGGGGUUGAGGAGGGCGACACUGUAGCAAUCUGGGGAGCUGGCCCGAUUGGGCAAAUGGCAGCUGAAUUCAGUUUCUUCAAUGGUGCUAAAAGGGUUAUCCUCAUCGACGGCGGCCAUGGAUCAUGGCGACUGGGAUUUGUUAAGAAGAUUCUACCCAAGCUCGAGACACUUGAGUAUACAACCCUCCCAAAGGGCGAAUCUGUCACCUCGGCUUUGAAGAAAAUGUGCGACGGGCGCGGACCUGACGUAGCGAUUGAGUGUGCCGCUGGUGAGUAUGCGAAAGGAUGGGCUCAUUAUUUUGAAAGGCUGUUAGGCAUGGAAACGGAUUCUUCUGAACUCGUUAAUGAGAUGAUUACCUCUGUCCGUGCGUAUGGGCGCUGUGGUAUCACGGGCGUAUAUGCUGGCUUUUGCAAUCACUUCAACAUCGGCUCCUUGAUGCAGACGGGGAUCCGUCUUCAUGGCAAUGGACAAGCUCCUGUCCAGAAAUACUGGAAAGACCUCUUGAAGUAUAUCCAGGAAGACAGGAUUCACCCUCUGGAUAUGGUCACCCACCGAUUCAAACUGGAAGACAUGGAGAUUGUUUAUGAUUUAUUCAAUAAGCGUGACCCUGGUAUGCAGAAAGUCUUCGUCCAGACAAAGUUUUCCGCACCUCCAGCACCAGGAGCACCCGCGUUAACAAACCUCUGA